Molecule: messenger RNA, 2771 nt
Organism: Notolabrus celidotus (New Zealand spotty)
Lineage: Eukaryota; Metazoa; Chordata; Actinopteri; Labriformes; Labridae
Gene: tmprss2
Product: transmembrane serine protease 2
Exons: 14
Coding region: 170-1624 (484 amino acids)
Biological process (GO): proteolysis
Cellular component (GO): membrane
Molecular function (GO): protein binding; serine-type endopeptidase activity
Source: RefSeq, a predicted model, not a curated record
CAGAGAGGGAGCAGAGGGGACACAGAGGAAGAAUCACAGAGCACUGAAGGAUUUUAAUCUGAUUCUAUUCUCACUUUCUUGUGGAAAAAGCGCAGAUACAAGUUAGAGCUUCAUCAGGCUUGACAUCUUCUCUCCUCAGCCCUCCUCAGGAAGUGUAACCUCUUUCAUCAUGAAUGAUAAUCGGGCACAUGUCCCCAUUUAUGACAACAUGGGGUAUCAACCCGAGGGAACAAGACCCCCUCCGUACAACCAUCAACCUGGUAUGUACCCUGUCCUCCCUCGGGAGACUCCCAGCUAUGUCACAGUCACUCCGAACCCCGUCAUCAACACACACCAGACCGUAACACCUGCAACACCGCAAACCAUGGGACAAAAGAAAGGUGGAAAGAAAUGUCAAUGGAAGUCAAUGCUGUGUGCAACUCUGUGUGUGUUGGUUAUCCUGGGAGUGAUCGCACUCUUGCUCUGGUACUUCUUAUAUUACCAGUGUUUGCUGGGGAGAUCGUGUCGGAAUGGAGGGAAGUGUUUGAGCCUGUCUCAGUGGUGUGAUGGUGUUCAAGACUGUCCUCAAGGAGAGGAUGAAUCUAAGUGCUUUCGCCUUCAUGGAACAAACUUCAUGCUGGAAAGUUUCUCCCCAGACAGCCAGAAGUGGAUGCCUGUGUGUGCUGAUAGCUGGGACAACAACCAUGGGAGAACAGUGUGUGAGCAAAUGGGAUACAAGAGGCAGGAUUACAUGUCCUACACAGAGACCAAUGCAGGAUCUUCAGCCUCUGAUGGAUACAUGAAGCUAAAGUCUGAUAGUACCCACAGCUCACGUAUGCAGUCACAGCUCACACACAGCAAAAGUUGCUCAGCCAAAGCCAUCAGUCUUAAAUGUAUCGAUUGUGGUAAGGCUUCAGCAGGCCCCAGCUCUCGUGUUGUCGGUGGUACUGAGGCAGUAAACGGAGCUUGGCCAUGGCAGGUCAGUCUCCAGAUUAACGGUCAACAUAUUUGUGGAGGCUCCAUUAUCAGCCCUGACUGGAUCCUCUCUGCUGCACAUUGCUUUCAAGGCUCAUACUCCAGUCCUAGGAGGUGGAGGGUGCUCUCUGGUGAUGUUAGCCUGAUGAGACUGAGCCUUAGCCCCAAGAACAUAGUCAGAAAAAUCAUCAAUCAUGAAAAAUUUGACACACAAACUAAUGACAACGACAUUGCUCUGCUAAAGCUCGACUCACCACUGGCAUUUUCACGUACAGUGAAGCCAGUGUGUCUGCCAAACAUUGGUGUGGACCUUUCUGCAGAGCGUCAGGCCUGGGUGACUGGAUGGGGAGCCUUACGCUCUUCUGGACCCGGCCCUAACACCCUGAAUCAGGCCCAGGUGACCAUUUACAGCAGAGAGACCUGCAACCAACCACGAGUGUUAGACGGGGAAGUCACAAAGACGAUGAUCUGUGCCGGGAAACUGGAUGGCGGAGUUGAUACUUGUCAGGGUGACAGUGGAGGACCCCUGGUGGUGAAGGAGGGAGAUGUAUGGUGGCUGGCAGGGGACACAAGCUGGGGGAUAGGAUGUGCUCUGAGGAACAAGCCAGGAGUCUAUGGCAAUGUUACCUACUUUAUCGACUGGGUGUAUACACAAAUGCAGAAUAACUGACCGACCUCCUGGGGAACCUGAAGAUGAUCCUCUUUUUUUAUUCAGUUUUUACUCUAUAACAGACUUUGCACUUUAAAUCUGGAGCUCUGAAGAAAGUGAUCAAAACGAUUGUAGUAAAUAUAAAAGCAGAAAAAUAGCAGGAAGAAUGUAAAAAAAUCUUUUUUUAUGUAUCCCUAGUUUAAACUUUUUGCAUAUAAUCAAUGUAUUUAUUUUAAAACAUUUUGCACAAAGAGAUUAUUUUUUGACACAUUCGCCUACUCUUAUGCUUUGAAACUGGAUAACGGAGCAAGCCAGAGCAGACAAGCAGACACCACUUGACUUCCUGAAUCUACCUGUUAACUUGAUGUUGAUUGAUCAAACUCCACCUGCUCAGAAAGACUGAGAUGUUGUUGAAAGCUCAGGAGAUGAUUAGCAAGUUUAUUUUCUUCCACCUUCAUGCUCAGACCUUACCCGAUGUUAUUUAUCUCCUUUGUGACUCAUAUUUACAGCUUAAUGACACUGACGGGCCUCUCGUGAUGAUUACUGCCAUAACAAUGGUUUGUAGGUCACUAUGUCUCAGAUGAUAAACAGUAAAGUACGUGAGAGUCUCAGAUAUCUGUGUCUGCAUGUGACGUGUGAUCCAAGGAGGAAGGAGUUUACUAAUCAGAAGGGUCAAUCUUUAAUGAUUUCAAAAUGGUAAUGACACCUGUUUAUGAUACGUUGUUUGUGUUAUCGCAAUGGCUGUAUUAAGAGUCUGAGGUUAUUCAUGUCUUGAAUCUAAAAAGCUCACUCUAAGGCUCCAAAUAUGAGCAGAAAUAUUUGAUAUUGACUCUUUGGAGUUCUCUGUAGUCAGGCUUCCUCCUUCUGCAUCCUUUUAUCGCCCUUAUUGUUAAAAGGUGAUCCGUUUUUGUACUCCCAGGACUUUGCUAUGUUCUAGCCCCCAGAAACAGAUAUUAUGCAAAGAGCUUUUUGGUAUUUUGCACCCUCAGCCUGGAAUUUAUUGCUGAAUAACUAGAAAAUCAAGGAGCUGGUGUCAUUAAAUGAUUUUAAAUCUAAAGUGAAAGACCUUGAAUCAGAUUCUUUACAAUGUUAUUGCUCUUAGCUUACUUGGUUACACAACAGACCCUUAGAUAGUUUCUCUUUUAUUAAACAUUGUUGUGCUUUUGAA